Messenger RNA from Anopheles nili, 1978 nucleotides. Its product is annotated as histone-lysine N-methyltransferase eggless-like. The transcript has 2 exons. Gene Ontology annotation, molecular function: zinc ion binding; DNA binding; histone H3K9 methyltransferase activity. Bases 1 to 1824 code for a protein of 607 amino acids. The record is from RefSeq and is a predicted model, not a curated record. Gene Ontology annotation, biological process: heterochromatin organization; negative regulation of gene expression. Gene Ontology annotation, cellular component: nucleus. Lineage: Eukaryota; Metazoa; Arthropoda; Insecta; Diptera; Culicidae.
AUGGUGCAGGUAAAACGUGGACAACGUUUAACAGUGGAGAUUGAUGAGAAAUGGUAUCACAGCACCGUAGUCGGAGUAGACUGUAGUAUGGUACAGCUAUACUUUCCGGUUCUCAACCGAUAUGAGUGGAUUUAUCGAGGAUCAACACGACUCGGUCCUUUGUACCUUGGAGUAAAUACCUCCGCUGUGCCGACAAAUAAGUUUUCAAAGUUUCAGAAACGAAACGUGCCCUCGAUCGAGUAUAUUACUAUCGAAGAUGACGAGAAUGAAGAUAGUAAUGUUUAUGCAGCAUAUGUAAAGCCUGAUACAACGCAUUUUGCCAAUUUGAAACAAGAUCCUCAGGGCACGCAACAUCGUGCCACCGCCAGAAAGAGUACUGCCAACCGCACAAACCACAACACUGUGGGUGCCAUUUCGUUGAACCGUUCCACCAUCUAUAUCGAUUGUGACGUGGAUCGAUCCUUCGGGACUACGGUCAAAUUUACGACUAAAAACUAUCGGGGUCCGCUAAAAUUCGUGAAACACGAGUGUAGCACCGAAUGCCUCUAUAACAAUACAAAGGUUCUACGAUCCUACAAUUUGCUAUCGCGACCACUCAUCGUAGGCUGGGAGCGCCACCUAUGCUCUGCUCAAAAUCAAAAGAAGGAAGUUGUUGUUUACCGUGCACCUUGUGGCCGGCGAUUGCGUUCUAUGUACGAGGUUCACCGAUUCUUACGCCAGACAAACUGCAGUCUCAGUGUGGAACAUUUUGAUUUCGAUCCAGUAAUAAGGGUACUGGCAACUUACAAAUCUGAAAAUUGUAUUUUUGAAACUCCGGACAUAUCAUUCGGCAAGGAAAUCAUGCCGAUACAAUGUGUGAAUAACUACGAUGACAAGACUCCCCCGCCGUGCGACUAUUCUGCGGAGCGAAUUCCUACUGAAGGUGUAAAUCUGAACUUGGACAAAGAGUUUUUGUGUGGAUGUGAUUGCGAAGAUGAUUGCUUCGAUAAAAGGAAAUGUCAAUGCUUUCAACUGACAAUGAAAGGCGUAAAAUCUCAAAAUCCAAAGGCUAACAUCGACGAGGUUGGAUAUGUAUAUAAGCGCCUAAUGGAACCGGUAAUAACGGGUAUCUACGAAUGCAACGUACAAUGCAAAUGUAACAAGAAUAAAUGCCUCAACCGUGUCGUACAGCAUCCGCUUCAGACAAAGCUGCAGGUAUUUAAUACCAAAAACAAAGGAUGGGGCAUCCGCUGUCUAAACGACGUACCAAAAGGAAGUUUCAUCUGCAUUUAUGCCGGUCAACUACUUACCGAGGAAGCUAGCAAUCGUAUUUGCAUCAACGACAAAACAGGGGAUGAGUACUUUGCUGAUUUGGAUUUUAUUGAAACGAUGGAAAACCUUAAAGAAGGUUACGAGACUGAAGCAUAUCGUAGUGAAGAAGAGUACGAUGAGCCAUCGAAUACAUACGAAUCAGAUGUAUCGGAAGAAUCGACAGAGAACAUGACAAUCACUUCGACGCAAGAUUCGGAUGAAGAGUAUACCUCCAAAAUCAAACCUACUAACAUGGCCGUCAAGACACGCUCUCAACUUAAAAAGAAUAGCACUACACAGCAUUACACCCCAUCUGUCGAAGAUGAAAACGAUGAAAGAGAAUGCGUUGGCUUGAUACCAAAUUCUCAGAUGGACAAUAAUGAUGCCUUAGGUCCUGAAGAUGGAAAGAUUGUGAAGCUUCGUUCGCUUUUCGGCAAAAAUGAACAAAUGUGCGUGUUGGAUGCCAAAAAAUCUGGCAAUCUUGGUCGAUAUUUUAACGUGAGUACAUCUGUUUAUUAUUCCUUCAACAGUUAAGUCGCAAAUUUACAACAAUUUAACUUUUUUUCUCUUUUUUUCAUGCGAAUUUGAACGUAGCAUUCGUGCGGGCCAAAUCUGUUCGUCCAGAACGUGUUCGUUGAUACCCACGAUCUUCGUUUUCCUUGGGUGGCGUUCUUCUCAGAUAGAAAUA